Penicillium mononematosum is the source of this 2637-nucleotide messenger RNA. RefSeq names its product phosphatidate phosphatase App1 family protein. Gene Ontology annotation, molecular function: phosphatidate phosphatase activity. The coding region runs from base 1 to 2637 and encodes 878 amino acids. The transcript is spliced from 4 exons. The record is from RefSeq and is a predicted model, not a curated record. Gene Ontology annotation, cellular component: actin cortical patch. NCBI's taxonomy places the organism in Eukaryota, Fungi, Ascomycota, Eurotiomycetes, Eurotiales, Aspergillaceae.
AUGGCCGAUCUCUUCCCCGCAGGCAAUCAACUUUCUGCAGCCUUACUUGACUUGACUUUUCUGAUUCGGAAUACACUCACCUUCUUCCCAGACGAGCCCAUUCCCGUCUCUGGGGCAUCCGGCACGAAACCCUGCCCGCGCUCCGACACCGGGCGCAAUCGCGAGUCUAUCGAGCGAUCGUCCAGCGACAAGCGCGGCUCGCUGCACGCGAUAGCAGACUUGGCGGGCGCCUUGACACAACGAUACACCCGAUGUCGCAAUCUGGACUUUCAUCAUGGGGCCCAGGGGGGUGGAGAUGGUACUGCUGCGCCUGGUAGCCGCCGAAAGAAGGUUUACGAAUAUUUCAAAGCGGCAAAUGAGCUACGCCAGACCUAUACCUCGCAAUGGUCGGGGCAGAGGAAUGAUCACGAUGAGGACUACUACAAUACCCCUGGCGCAUUCCCGGAUGUGGAAAUUGCACGGUCAGGCGAUGAGGAGAUGGUGGUCUUUCCCAGUUAUGCUAGGAAAUUGACAGGGAAGAAGAACACCGGGACUAGCCCACGUCCGCGACGUGACUCGUGGUCAGAAACUAUCGAUGAAUACCGGGGUGAAACCCGUGAGGAUGAUGAUAUCUCCUCGCCUACUUGGGAUGCGACGGAGAGUGAAGAUGCAGUCGUGGCCGUUGACGUGCGUGGCUGGAUUUACUCUCCUGGGCGGGGACCGAUGAGUCGAAAGCACCGGUUGAUGAUCGCCCUGGCCAGGAAGCUGAGCGGCGUCCCUGCGCCAUCUGGAAAUGGAAAUGAUGAAAGUAACGACAAGAUCUCCGGGAAGGGAGAUGAUGAAUACAUCGACAAGGAGAUUCAAACAUUAGUCGCCAAGGCUGAGAAGGAAGCAGAUCCGGCUUGGAAAGGCUCGAAUGCGGAGCAAACACAACAACCCGCUGCGCAAUUGAGUAAAGAUGAACUAUCUAUGGCGAAUGCCCAUCUGAUGGAAAGACUUCGUCCAUUCUUGACGAAUCCCGUUGGGAGCAUGCCUGUGACAGUGUUCUUCUUCAACGACAAUGAAAGCAAGUCUCGAAACAUCAUGACGGAUGACUCAGGCCAUUUUACUCUUCGCGCUACACUGCCCUUUGUGCCAACUCAUAUUCGCGUACUGGCAUCUGAGGACCUGUCUGUCGCAAGGCCGAUUGAGGUCAUUGACCCGGUUGGAAUCAGUUUGAUCAGUGAUAUCGAUGAUACAGUCAAGCACUCAGCCAUUGCUAGUGGAGCGAAAGAGAUGUUCCGCAACACCUUCAUCCGUGAAUUGGACGAACUUACAGUCGAAGGAGUCAGCGACUGGUACUGCAAACUGGCCAGUGAAGGUGUGCAGAUUCACUAUGUGUCGAAUGCUCCCUGGCAAUUGUAUCCCCUCCUUGAGCGGUACUUCAAGAUGGUGGGAUUGCCUCCAGGCUCUUUCCAUCUCAAGCAGUACUCGGGCAUGCUUCAAGGAAUCUUUGAACCCACCGCAGAAAGGAAACGGGGGUCAUUAGAACAAAUCCUGCGGGACUUCCCAGAACGAAAAUUCAUUCUCGUCGGCGACAGUGGUGAAGCUGAUCUGGAGGUUUACACUGAGAUUGUCUUGGCAAACCCUGGCCAGAUUCUGGGCAUCUUCAUUCGUGAUGUUACAACCUCAGAAACCCAGAAGUUCUUCGACAAGUCCGUCGGCCAUCUUGACCAGUCUAAACGCAGUUACAGUUCACCAAAUGUGGUGGACCACUCGGAUGCCGCCACCAACAGACCGACGCUGCCGCCUCGAAGUGCCACCUCCAGCAGGGCUUACCCACCCCACCACCCACGGCCACGUCCAGCGAAACCAAACAAGCCAUCUGCAUUGCGCAUGGUUUCUACGCCAGCUGACUUGGCGAAGAGUUCCAAACCAUCCUCUCUUCGCAACGUUGCUACACCUUCCGAUGUGCCAGAGAAAGACUCGAAGCCGACACCAGAGCCAGAUGCCCCCAAGCGCAAACCAGUGCCGCCUGUGCCACCCAGACGUGGAGUGCCCAAGACAGAUUCAUUGAUUGAUGUGGACCCCUCGCCUCCAACCUCUCAGAGCAGCGCUGCGAUAUCAUCGAAUGAAGCCCCUUCUUCGUGGCUCAAAGGCCUCGAUAAUGGUUCUGCAGGCGCACAGAGUCAAUCGCAAGCUGCACGCGCCAAGCCAGCACCGCCUCGUCCCCCUCCACGUCGCACAAACACCGGAUCUUCAACAACCAGUCUAGAUCCCAGUGCAUCAACUGCAUCAACUACGCCGGCUCGGACUCCGGCUCCUGCGAGUGGCAUUCAAUCAUACCCAGCGGCAGCCGCCCAGGCUGCAUACCAAGGGUUCCAAUAUGCAAGCGACCGGCUCAACUUCUCGGGACCUCCCUCUCUACGAAAAACUCCAUCAAACCAAUCACUUGGAAGGACAGGGUCCAACGAGUCGGGUGUGCCGCCUGUGCCCCUUCCGAAUAAGCGUGAGGAGCUUUGGCGACGCCGUUGGGAUCGUGCAAGUGAAGUGCUUGAACAGCACGGCGUUGUGCUGGGCAGUUGGCGGGUUGGAAGCGAUGCGCAGCCUGUUUGUGCGUGGCUGAUGGAGCAGGCAGUGAAAGAUAUCAAGGCUGCUCGUUCGAAGGGGGAUCAUUGA